Messenger RNA from Colletes gigas, 3585 nucleotides. It is a transcript of the gene Hex70c, whose product is annotated as arylphorin subunit alpha-like. The transcript has 8 exons. The record is from RefSeq and is a predicted model, not a curated record. Bases 1492 to 3543 code for a protein of 683 amino acids. NCBI's taxonomy places the organism in Eukaryota, Metazoa, Arthropoda, Insecta, Hymenoptera, Colletidae.
GUUCUUAUCUGCUGUAUGGAAAUAUUUAUUGGAUCUCUUGUAACGCGAUUAACGUUAGAUUUGGGAGAAUAUUGUUGACCAAAUAGUAAUUGGAUAGCCUAUAUUUAAUGGCUGACACAAUGAAGCUGUAUUAUUGCAUCAACUUCGUCAAAUUCCGUUUGAAUAUAAUAUCUUGUAAUUCUGUAGUUAAACGGCAGAGAGUUACGAAGUGUGAAACAGGCAAUGGUGUUGAAUAAUAAAAGAAUUAGAUUUAAUCAAAACUGUGUUAGAAUUGUUAAAAAAAAGGAGAUGGUGAGAUUCGUAUAGGGUGGUACAAAUAAAACAAAAAAUGAUUUACUGUUGUAAAUUAGGGAGUUACGAAGUUAAUUUGUUUAUAUAAAAUAAGCCCUUGGCUUCAAUGGAGGUGAAACCCGAGGAACCUUUGGGCAGAGCUAGGGUUUAAAAUGACCGAACAGAACAAAUGUUUACAGGGAUGAAUUUUUAUUAUUUUUGUCCGUCGAUGGCGAUUUUAUGAGCAUGAUUUGAUAUACCCUGCAUGAUCCACGGGUCAACGAAUAGUCGAAUAUCGAAGAAACGACAAAAAGACAUCAAACCCAACUGUCUUAUUAAUGUUAGAUAAAUUUCGUCUAAUAUUGGUCGAUUGCUAAAGAAACAGCAUAAAUUAAUGAACCUAUCCACCAUCAAUUUAAAAACUGGGGUAUCAUAAACGUUUGUUAAUAAAAAAUUAAAUACCACAGAAUAUUCUACCACCAAAAUAAAAAACAAAAAUAGUACAAAAUAGUUGUCAAAUGAUACCAUGCGAAAAUACUAAUCUAUCAAAAUCACAUAGACUUCUGAAGCCUUUGAUGGCAUUCAAGAUGGCGAAUGUACUCGUUUGAGAAUAUUAAAUACUUGUUUCUAGGCGGAGAAAAAUUAUAAAUUAAAUACCAACGAGAAAGUUUAAAGACCUUAGAAUAUUCUAACAAAAUAAGAAAGAGAGACAUUACAAAAUGAUACCGUACGAAAAUACUAAUUUAUCAAAAUCACAUAGAGUUCUCAAGCCUUUGAUGGCAUUCAAGAUGGCGAAUGUACUCGUUUGAGAAUAUUAAAUACUUGUUUCUAGGCGGAGAAAAAUUAUAAAUUAAAUACCAACGAGAAAGUUUAAAGACCACAGAAUAUUCCACCAAAAUAAGAAACAGAGGUAUUACAAAACGGUUGCCAAAUGAUACGGUACGAAAUCCACCGAAAUCGCGUCGAGUUUAUCGAGAAACGACCAACGCGACGUAUUUUUAUUUUGCAAGUAAAUCGCCAAUGGUUUUUUAAGAGAUCCGCUUGUUAACAAUCCUGAAGAUAUACAUGCAUUGAUGGCACACGGUAUCUUGGGAACGCGAUAUGGGUCACGAGUUCAAAGCGAUUAUUAUGUUACGAAUAAAGUAUAAAAGCUGUCGAUGGUCGAAGGACCAGCUACUUAACGUUGAACUUCCUUCGAGGUUUGGCCGCAAUUCGUAAGGGAUGUUGAAGAUAGCAUUGCUCGUGGCUCUGUGCGCAGUAUGCACCGCACAGAGCAUGAAGGUCACCGGAAGCCACACGGCUGACAUGGACUUCCUGCACAAACAGAAGAAGAUUUACGAACUUCUGCUCUACGUUCGGCAAAACGACCUAAUCGACGCCGAAUUCUACAAUGUAGGCAGAAACUUCAAUCUCGAAAGCAACAUUGACAUGUUCCAGGACAAGUCAGCGGUGCAGAAGUUCGUAUGGGGCUACAAGCAGGGGAUCCUGUUGAGCCGCAAUGCUAUUUUCUCUCCGUUCAACAGCGAGCAGUUACAGGAAAUGCAGGCUUUGUUCGAGCUGUUCACAUCCGCCAAAGACUUCCAAACGUUCUACAAGACUGCAUCCUGGGCCCGCGUUUACUUGAACUCUGGUCUCUUCACCACGGCCUUCACGGUUGCGGUGCUGUACAGAAACGACUGCAAGUACAUGAGACUGCCUCCCAUCUACGAAAUCUACCCUAACCUCUUCUACGCCUCUGACGUGAUCCAAGAGGCACAGAACAUCAAGAUGGCCAGAGGCGUCACCGGAGCACCUGGAGUCGAAAAUGCGGAGACUUACAUGAUCUACGCGAAUUACACCGGUGCCUACAUGCCAAGAGUAAACGGAGAAUACAAGCUGGACUACUUCAUGGAGGACGUCGGACUGAACGCUUUCUACUACUACUUCCGCCAAGUGUUCCCAUUCUGGCUGAGCAGCAAACAGUCUGGUAUCCCCCCUGAGAUCCGCGGACAGUUUUACUACUUCGUUCACAAGCAACUCUUGGCCAGGUACAACCUCGAACGGUUGUCCAACGACUUAGGCGAGAUAAAAGACUUCGACUGGUACAAACCCAUCCACCCUGGAUACUACUCCACUCUGACGUACUCCAACGGAAUAUCAAUCCCCCAGAGGAACCGAUACUCGUCGAUACCCUACUACAAAUACAAACACCUAAAGGAAAUAAACAGGUUGGAGUCUCGUAUAAUGGACGCUAUCGACUCUGGUUACUUCGUGGACAUCCAAGGGAAACAUGUGGACAUCUACACGCCUAAAGGCCUGGGCAUGCUCGCUAACAUGAUCGAAGGAAACGUCGACUCGGGCAACAGAAGAUUCUAUGGAAUGUACGACUCCUUAGCUCGUGACAUACUUGGUUUCAGCGCGGAACAGACGAACAGGAACAAAAUAAUCCCCAGCGCUCUUCAGUCUUACUGCACCAACAUGAGGGACCCUGCUUUCUACAUGCUCUACAAGAGAAUCAUGACUUCCUUCUUCAGAUACAAGGAAAACCAACACUCCUACACCCAGUCCGAGUUGCAGUUCCCCGGAGUGAGGAUCGAGUCCGUGAACGUGGACAAACUGACGACCUUCUUCGACAACUGCGACACUCUGGUCAACAGCGCCGUAUCCGUGGAGAACUUGAACCGUGGCGUGUCCUUCCGUCUGAAGGCUCGUCGUCUCUGUCUCAACUACCAGCCCUUCAACUACAGAUUCACCAUAAACUCCGACAAAGAGACCAAGGCUGUCCUUCGAAUCUUCCUCGGCCCUGCCUUCGACGACAUCACCCAGACCGCCUUGUAUCUGACCAAAUACUACAAAUACUUUGUAGAGAUGGACAAGUUCGUCGUAUCACUUCGUCCGGGAAGCAACAACAUCGACCGCCACAGCACAGAUUCGUUCAUGACGAUGCAGGACAUGACGCCCAGCGACAUAUUCAUCGAGAAGCUGAAGAAGGCGAUAGGCGGAAGCGAGCCUUUCAUGUAUUCCGAAAGGGAGUUCGGUUUCGUGAACCGUCUCAGUCUGCCCAAAGGCAAACCGGAAGGAAUGCCCUACAAAAUGUUCUUCUUCCUGAGCCAGCACGACGAGAGCAACGUGAACGCUUACGAGUUCCCCAUGUUCGGUAAAAUAAUGUUCGACGGCAAGUCCCUGGGAUUCCCCCUGGACAGACCAGUCUUCGGCUGGAACUACACUGUUCCUAACAUGUUCAUGAAAGACGUCAACAUCUACAGCGUGCUGGACAAAGAAAUGAAGUACUAAAGGAAACGUUUAUAGCGACAGCCCGUUCCUUUGUUAAAUUAU